AUGCCGGACACUCCCGUCACAAAUCCUGAAAAUACACAAGGAGGCGCACGAAUAAAUGCUGAUAAUAUGAACGGGAAAAAUGCACAAAACGCUAAUUUACAAACACAGCUCCCGACGCCAAGCGAAGUUUUCCGAGUGGGAGUAAAGCCACCGAUGAUUUGUAAAGAGCAACCGGAUUUGUACUUCAUACAAAUGGAGUCACAAUUCAUGGCAUCAGGUGUAUCGACUGACACCACGAAAUACCACCAAGUGAUCGCAUCGCUCGAACCACAAUACCUCGUGCACAUCGCUGACAUCAUAAGAAAUCUCCCAGUGCCCAAUAAAUAUGAGACAAAGCCAAAAAUCGUGUCAAAACCUCGUCAACUAAAUCCAGAAAAGCUAGCGAUAGCUAAGCGAGAAUUCAGCUACAUGCUGAAGCAAGGCGUCUGCAGCCCAAGCAGCAGCCAGUGGGCAAGUCCACUGCAUAUGGUGGAAAAGAAGAAUAAAAGCGAAUGGCGACCAUGUGGGGACUAUAGGCGGCUGAACAUCAUAACAAUACCAGACCGCUACCCCCUGCCGCACAUCCACGACUUCUCAUACAAGCUCAAUG
Messenger RNA from Rhagoletis pomonella (apple maggot), 589 nucleotides. RefSeq lists its product as uncharacterized. NCBI's taxonomy places the organism in Eukaryota, Metazoa, Arthropoda, Insecta, Diptera, Tephritidae. The annotation marks the transcript as partial. The record is from RefSeq and is a predicted model, not a curated record. The transcript has 2 exons.